This is a messenger RNA of Corylus avellana, 537 nucleotides long. The record is from RefSeq and is a predicted model, not a curated record. NCBI's taxonomy places the organism in Eukaryota, Viridiplantae, Streptophyta, Magnoliopsida, Fagales, Betulaceae.
AUGGCCUCAGAUCCGAAGGUUGACAUUCUUGAAGAAGUCACAAAGCACAACAGCACCAAAGAUUGUUGGCUUAUUAUUUAUGGGAAGGAGGGAUACUGGAAGUGGAUUCCUUCGGCUAAUUUGCCAAUUUCAGCCCAAUUCAAAUUCUUGGAGGUGGCUUAUCUUCUAGAAGUGUGUUGGCUUGAAAUAGGAGGUAGAAUUGAGACAAAAAUCUUGUCACCAAACACAAGAUAUGGCGCAUACCUCAUCUACACCAUUAAGGGUGAUUUCCAUCUGCUUUACAUCCCAGCAAAGGUGUCCAUUAGAUUUGAAAAUGAGAAUGAAGGUAAUGGUACCAUUGCUUAUUUGCAACCAGAUACACCAGAGGGAGUUGAUGGACAAGUUCCACGAAGGAGAGAGGACAUGUGGUUUGAGAUUGAGAUUGGGGAAUUCUUCAAUGGCAAAGUUGAUAGCCUGGUGGGGAUGCACUUGAUUUGUACUGCCGGUGACUGGAAAUCUGGCCUUGUUGUCCAUGGCAUUGAGCAUCGGCCAAAAUAA